Messenger RNA from Loxodonta africana (African savanna elephant), 7287 nucleotides. It is a transcript of the gene TOMT, whose product is annotated as transmembrane O-methyltransferase. The transcript is spliced from 3 exons. Gene Ontology annotation, biological process: developmental process; dopamine metabolic process; catecholamine catabolic process. Gene Ontology annotation, molecular function: catechol O-methyltransferase activity. The record is from RefSeq and is a predicted model, not a curated record. The coding region runs from base 2407 to 3327 and encodes 306 amino acids. Lineage: Eukaryota; Metazoa; Chordata; Mammalia; Proboscidea; Elephantidae.
GGUCCCGCCUCCCAGCGCGUGAUCACCACCAACCAAUGAAAAGGCGCACCCUGCGUGACUAGAAGCUAGACACGUGUGCGAGGAAAGGGCGGGGCGGCUCACAUGACUUAACCUUCUCAGUCGGUGAUAGUGCGCCACCGCGGGCCAAGAAGAGGUGCCCGUGUGACUGUGUGUUAGCUGAUCGUGUGGGCUCAAGGCCACCUUUCUGGACCAGAGAACGAGCUCUUACCACAAAUAAAACCCAAAAACCCAGUGCCGUUAUCACAAAUACGGCCCUAAUAUGCUCUUCUAAAGGCCUUGCGAGGGGCGAGCGCACAGUCUGGGUGCACACACACACAGGCCCAUGAUGACUGGCGCCUGUGGAGGGGCACAUUAGCGGGUAUGACGACCAGCGGAGUUCCCAGCCUGACCUGGGACUCUGAGACUUACUGGAAGAAGCGACCUUGAUACCUUCACCAGCCAAAACGAAGUGAAGAUCAAUCCUGGUAGAGGAGAUGAAGGCCGCCUCAGUGAUCCUGCACUCACGCGGUUCUCUUCAGUUCAGCCCUUUUAGAGGAGCCCAUAGUCAUCUAACACACAAAGCCGACUGUUGAUGCUUUUUUUUUUAAACCCUCUCAUGUCUUCCCUUGAACCCUAAACACAGGUCCAAGUGUCAUUCAAGAUGUUGCAGAGCAUGACACCUGCCUCCCACUCCAGAGGAUGGCGGUGAGGGCGUCUCUCACCAGCCAUAGAGAAGUACUUAGUUUUCUGAUUAAUCUCCUGGACUUUGCACAUGCAUCCUGGCACACUGUCUCCCCACCAGGCCUACCUUCUGACUUCAAGAUUCACUACACAUAUGAUAACCUCCUGAUGGCCUUUUGUGACAGCCUCCUCUGGGUACCUCGAACUUCCUGUGCUUUAACACUGAACCCCUAUUCAGUGUUAAAUCGCUCAUUUACUGAAUCAACAAAUACUGCCUACUGUCAGAGUGCCAGCACUGUUCUGUCUGAAUAUGCAGCAGUUAACAAAACAGCAAAAAAUCCCCAUACUCACAGAGCAUGCAAUCUAGUGAUCACACUAUUAAAUGUCUGUGGGCCAGCCAGUCUUCUACCAAACUGGGAGUUCCUGGAGGACAGAGACAGAAUCUAACUCUUCUCUGUAAUCCAUGCCCCUACACUUGUUUAAAGAAAACUUGAAAUUUGAACUGAGUAAGUUAUAGUCUUCCCAUCACCUUGGCUCACACCAUCACCCAUGUCCUGAACCAAGGGGUUGGAGAAGAGGUUACCAGACACUGUAGCUCUCAAAAAAAACCCCAAACCCAUUGUGGUCAAGUGGAUUCUGACUCAUAGCAACCCUAUAGGACAGAGUAGAAUUGCCCAUAGGGUUUCCAAGGAGCUGGUGGACUUGAACAGCUGAACUUGUGGUUAGUGUAGGGUAAUGUUACUCAGCUGUAUGCAUCCCUUCCUAAUGGAAUCAGCUUUGUUCUUCCUGGAAGCAUGCUAGGGAUGAAUUCAGGAUGAGCUCAGGCUAAGAUACAAGGCUGGGAGUGGCAUGACUAGGCCAGUGGCCAAGGCUGAGGAAUGCCUUAGCAACAGGAAGGAAAACAUCUAGGCCUGGACGUGAAGUCCCUGGGAACACUGACUGCCCAAGGACGUGGGAGAAAAACAAUGAGCCUUAGUCCCAGCUGGAAUGGUAUAUAAGCUUGUGUUCCUUGCUAGAUGGUUGUGGAGCACUAAACUGCUCCAGCUGCCACCCUGGGCCACUGUCCUGUAAGUAAGCUUCCCAAAUAAACCAUCCAUAUGUCAUGAUUGCUGGUUCUGGAGUCUUUCUUCGGCCUCUUGGAGAUGUGGCUGACCUUGGGUUCAGGUGCCGCUGGGUUGUUAACCAAGAGUUAGUAACCAAGUCUUAACCACUGUACCACCAGGGCUCCCCAUAGCUCUCAUGCCUCAAAUCAAGUCCCUCCAGUUUUGUAAGUUCUUUGAGGGCUCCUGGAGGGCAGGAGGCAGCUCCAACCUGUCUCUGGGGAUAGUAACUCAAACUACAGGUCUCAGGUGACAGCAGCAGCCUCAGCAUCAAUAAUUGAGAGCAGGUCCAGCCUCCUGCCUCACGGCUCUUCCCCACUCCAAGGACUCCCCCUCCUGUCCUAUGCUCUACUCUUCUCCAAGCAGGAGCCUCCAGCCCAGGUAAGCUGGGCCCUUAAAGUAUGGGUUCCCAAACACACCAACCAUCUCAAGCUCGCCAUCACUCACCUAUUCAUAUCCUUUCAUAUACUCUACUCUUUCAUUUUUAGUGUCCACCGCCACCAGGGUCCUUGCACACAUCAGAUCUGGAGGAGGGGGAGGCUAGUCCCAGGCACAGGAAAGGAGAGGGCACCCAUCCCUCAUAGGGGGACACUGACGAGGAGGGCCAAUUGGGGGAAAGGUGUGUAUGUGUGUACAUGUUUGUUCAGGAAAUCUUGAAAGAGACAACAGGGAAAGGGGGAAUGCAGGGGAUAAUAAUUGCACAAAUGACAAUCAACUGGUGGGUGUGGGUUUCCCUCCCUCCUUUCCACCCCAGGACCCAGGUGGGGACAUGUCCCCUGCCAUUGCAUUGGCAUUCCUGCCACUGGUGGUGACAUUGUUAGUGCGGUACCGGCACCACUUCCGGCUGCUGGUGCACACAGUCUUGCUGAGAAACGUCCGAGACUGCCUGUCAGGGCUACGGAUUGAGGAGCGGGCCUUCAGCUACAUGCUCACCCAUGCCCUGCCUGGGGACCCUGGACACAUCAUCACCACCCUGGACCACUGGAGCAGCUGCUGUGAAUACCUAGGCCACGUGGGGCCUGUCAAAGGUCAGAUCCUGACACGGCUGGUGGAGGAGAAGGCCCCUGUCUGUGUGCUGGAGCUAGGCACCUACUGUGGAUACUCCACGUUACUUAUUGCCCGUGCCCUACCGGCUGGUGGCCGCCUUCUCACUGUGGAGCGGGACCCACGCACGGCAGCAGUGGCUGAAAAACUCAUCCGCCUGGCUGGCUUCGAUGAGCGCACGGUGGAGCUCAUCGUGGGUAGCUCAGAGGAGGUGAUCCCGCGUCUGCGAACGCAGCAUGGCCUGAGCCAGGUAGAGCUGGUGCUCCUGGCACACCGGCCACGGUAUUACCUGCGGGACCUGCAGCUCCUGGAGGCCCAUGCCCUGCUGCCAGCUGGUGCCACUGUGUUGGCUGACCAUGUGCUCUUCCCUGGUGCACCCCGCUUCCUACAGUAUGCCAAGAGCUGUGGCCGCUACCGUUGCCGCCUCCAUCACACUAGCCUCCCAGACUUCCCUGCCAUCAAGGAUGGCAUAGCCCAGCUCACCUGUGCUGGACCUGGCUGAGGUCCAGCCUCAGGGGUACUUACUGCUGUCCCCCCUUCCCUGCCCAUCCAGGACCUUAGACCAUCCUCUCCCCUCCCUGUUUGUGGCCUGACACAUGCUUGGCUUAGGGCCUCAGGGGCCAAGUUCUGUCAGGCUGCUUGGUCCCACUGGCCCCCCUCCUUCCAGAGAGAGCCAUGGACUGAGAAGCAAGAGCUGAGCUCCCAACCCUGCUAUGUCCCCAAUUUACUGGUGACUCUAGGAGAGCCCCUGCCCACCUCUGAGAUUUAAUCCUCUUUCCUGACACUAAAGGAAGUGACUGGGAGAGCUUUGGGGGCUUCCCAGCUCUGACCCUCAGAAAGCCACCCCUCUCCAACCCAUGCCAUUCUGGGUGGGAUCAGAGGAGACAGCAGACACUGGGUUAGAGGCCCUCCAAGAGGGGCUGAGUGCAAGCUGACCAGAGGAAAUGGCAUAGGCGCCUUCCUCAGCCCCAACCCACCUGGCCAAUUAGGUCUUGCCUGAAGUCCCUUCAACGCCCUCUCCCCAAAGCCCAAGAGAAGACAUUAGGCUCCUCUGGGCCUCACGAAGUGAUAGAGAAUAGAAAAAGGGGGAAAAAAAAAAUCAAUCAGUCCUGUGUCUUUAUUAAAGAGAGUUAGAAAUAGACCAGACCUGGCAGCCAAGGGGAGAGGUACUGGCCAGGAAAGUGGGGUGGGCUCAGGCCCUGGGGAUUCGAGGGCAGGCUGAUGGCCUGGGAGAGGCCAAGGAGAUCAGGUCCUACCAGCAGCUGCAGAGGUGUCCGAAAUUAAGGUUUCAGGCACUGGAACUGUCAGCCGGUUCUGCAAGGGGUGCAGUGUGGGGUGGGCUGGCCUGGGAUCUCCUUGUGGACAUUCCUUUCCUGUCUACCUAGAUCAUCCACUGGUCCUGAUCCUGCUCGUUGCCUUCCAUGUCCACCUGAGGAGGAGGCUGGUGUGGGUGGGAAGGGGCCUCAGCCACCCAGCCAGCCCAGGUCCAAGGGCCUCAUCCACUCUGCCCCCAGUUGGAUCCAGGAUUUCUGAAUCCCUUGGUCACCAAUUAGGUCAUAGGAAGGGGCUAAGGAACAGAGGCCCUCCCUCUACACCCCUACUUACCUCAUUGACCUCUCCAUCAUCAGGUGACUCGUUGUAGUCAUUCAUCUCAUCCAUGUCCUGCAUGUCCUCGUCAUCCUCUGAGUCCUCCUCACUAUCUUCGUCAUCUUCAUCAUCCUCCUCCUCCUCAUCAUCAUAGUGCUGGUGGGGCAGAGGAGAGCCUGUGGGCAUUAUAGGCCUGCCCAGACCAGUUCAAGGGUGGCCCACUUACAGCCUCUCUCUGGGGCCAGUGACUGAUCCCCCGACUCCCUAACGCUGUCCACAUCAGGUCUAGCAGGCUGGUACAUGUUCUGCAGGACCUUAGUGUGGGAGACAAGAGACCAGCCCUCCACUGGCCCUAGUGCCCACCCCCUCUAACUCCUCUUUCUGGCCCUCACCCAGAUUGCUCUGGGACCAGAGGCAGGACCUUGGAAAUUAGGGGAGAGCCUUGGCCCACCCUGGGCCCCACACCAUCCCUACCUGCUGGAGCCACUUACCUCUGAGGCCGGCUUCCCAAUAGGCACGAGGUUGUUAUCUUUUUCUGCAAUGCUCUGGAGCUAUGGCCAAAGGGAGAGGGGAGCAUGGCCAGGGCCCUAUCAGGGCAGAUCAGGAGCAUGGGACUGGCCCAUUCUGCCCUCAAGAAGACCCCCAAGUGUGGCAGGGGAGAUACUUCUUCCAUUCUCAGGAAGAUCCAAUUCCCUUCUUUCCAUCUGCCACUUAUUUAUGAACUUGAUCCAACUACUUAAACUCUCUGGGCCUUGGUUUCCUCAUAGGAUUACAGUGAGGGUGAAGUAAGAGGAUAUCGGCCUAGAACAUCUGCGAGGUCUUCAAUAAGUAAUCAAAAUUAUUUCCUGUGCUUUAGGAAAACGAGCCUGGACUAAGUGUUAGAAAUGUGGGGCUCCAAUCUGGCCCAGAGGUCCCACAGUCCCCUAGCAACUCAGGGCAGGGCAUAGCUGAGAACCUAGGCCCCCAGGGCUCCCAGCUCCAGAUUCUUCCUAGCUCAGGACAAAAAGCUACCCCAGGGCAGGUCUCCAGAACAAAGCAACGUCAUGGUCCAGUAGAAGCGAGGGUCCCUGACUGAGGUUCCCACUAUUGUGUCCCUACCAGACUAAAUCCUCACUCACCCAGGCCUGAUGCUGCUGUUCCUGCUGUUGCAGUUCUGUCUCCUCCACACAGGGUCGAUCCAGAUUAAACCAGAGUGUCUCCGUCACACGAGGAAAGAGUGAGGGGAACAAAGUGGACAUGGCUCCUAGACUGAGGGAAAAGAUCAGGUGAAUCCAACUCUCAGAAGUGGGUUUUUUUGUUUGAUAGGGGGUUGGGGUAUAGUUGAAGGUAGCAGGGAAGCAGCCCUUAUGUCUGGGAAUCAGUUAGACCUGGAUUUGAGUCCUGGCUCCACCACUUACUAGCUGUUUGACCUUGGACAAGUCACUUAACCUCUCUGAGCCUCGGUUUCCUCAUCUGUAAAAUGGGGAUAAUAAUAAUCAUACCACCUUUCUAGUUAUUCUGAUAAUAAAACAAUGGAUUUUAAAAGCUCUUUGUAAGCUGUUCAAGGAGGAAAGAGAAUGGGAGACAAGUGUAGAGACAAGAAUUCAAAAUGCAGACUGGAAUUAUAAAAUUAAAAUAGGGGUCUCUACUUCCUCCUUCAUAUACUGAAAACCUUUCUGCCUCUCCAUGAUGGAAACCCUGGUGGUGUAGUGGUUAAGUGCUAUGGCUGCUAACCAAAAGGUUGGCAGUUUGAAUCCACCAGGUACUCCUUGGAAACUCUAUGCGGCAGUUCUGUUCUGCCCUAUAGGGUCACUUUGAGUCAGAAUCGAUGCAACUUUGUUUUUAAAAUGAUGGUCCGUACCACACCCACCUAGUGUCAGAAAUUUUGGACACUAAAUCACCUCUCACAUGGACCACAGCCAAAUGCGGGAGUACCACGUGCAAGCAGGGAUUCAGUUAGACAUUUCAGAAGGCGUGAGUAAAUGAGCUGACACACGGAUAAAUAGACGGGAAAUUGAAUGGAUGAACACGCUAAAAAAAAAAAUCAAGUAAAUUCAGCUCUGACUGAGCAGUGAGGGACCCGGCCAGGAAGGUCUGAGAGAGUCUGAAUUAAAACCUUUCAGCUCACAAACGGGAAAACUGAGGCCCAGAGAGAGGCUGCGAUUGGCUGUAGGCCACACAGUCAGUCCGAUCUCAGAACUCCCGAGGAAAAAGGACCCAGGCCAGGCACUAGGGGAGACAAGCAGGAGAGAAGGAUCUAUAUCUAAUCCUGCUUUUGCUCUGAUUCAUUUGACCGAUCCAAGGGCAGCCGCUGCCCUUCUCGGAACUCAGUUUCCAGUCCGCGCAACGGGUAGGAAACCAUUCACCCUCACCUCCCAGAGGAACUGAGAGGCCAGAGACCACUGCUCUGAAAGCCCAACCCACCGCUCAUUCUUCCAGAGAGUUGUUUGCUUAUUACGAUAAUACGGUGGAGUUGACCAACGAGGAGAGGGCAGGGGCGGGACUCGGACAGGAGUGUGCCCUUAUAGGGUUGCUAAUCGCGAAAGGAGCUGGGUCUGGGAAGGGCCAAUUGACUGGAAGAACUGUCGGGUGACAGGAAGUGACACCAAUGAAUGACGGAUCUUGUAUGGCAGGGUGGGGCUUAGUCUCGAGGAAGCGGCCAAUGAGCUGAAGGCCCAUGAGGAUAAAAGCGAAUGUGGAACUCUUGAGGAGACGGGUCAAGAGAUACGGGUUUCUUUGGGGAAGAGAGGAAGAAACGCGCGAAGAAACAACAGCCAUAGCCUGCUUCUGUACUUACCGCGCCACUAGGCGGCAGCCGGCGGCGACCCGGAAGCACUUCUUCCUGCCUGAGCGGAAGAACCCGCCAAAAUUCCGGGACACACCAAACGCAUGCGUC